Molecule: messenger RNA, 1926 nt
Organism: Hyaloscypha bicolor E
Lineage: Eukaryota; Fungi; Ascomycota; Leotiomycetes; Helotiales; Hyaloscyphaceae
Exons: 1
Coding region: 1-1926 (641 amino acids)
Source: RefSeq, a predicted model, not a curated record
AUGGGCAUUCUACAAAUGGUGCUGGAUUACGUUUCGAAGAAGAUAUUUGUUGGAGCUGGGGAGGAUGGGGCUAUUCCCGAAGACAGGGCAGAUGACCUUCUCAAGCAGCAUGACUUCACUAAGAGGUUACUUGAAUGGUUGAACAUUCUCGGAGAUCCUGCGAGCGCUGUCUGGGGCUCCAUUGCACAGCUGAAUAUGGAUUGGUGGAUUAUCCAGCGAUUGACGAACCUAGGCACCACAGGGGUCGAUAAACACUCUACAGGUGACGAGGUCGCUGACUGGUAUGACAAGGAAAUGCUGGGUGUGGUGGUCAUGGCUGGCCAGACAGCAAUGAACAAGUAUUUGGGAACUGCGCUGACGAAGCAACUCAUCAUCGAGGCUCUCAUGACAGCUGUCGAUGUUUUGACCUCAAGAGAUGGAAACUCAGCUCCAUCUCCAAGUCCUCUUGAUCGCACGCUGGUUGAUCUGAAGAAGGCUUUGUUAGAAUCAAAAGACAACAUGCAAUUUCUAGACCAUGUCGAUGACGAAGCAACACUGCGAGAGCUUUCGCUUCUUGCCAGAUAUCUCAUGCAAGGGAAUAUCGAUCCUUUGAACUUCUUGUACACGGCUUCUGGAAGGAUCAGAAUAUCAGGAUCUCAUACGACUUUGGGCAAUGCCAUAGAGACCGCUUUUCAGGCUCUCGAAGGUAUAAAUAGAGACUCAACUAUGUCUAGCCGAGCGCCAACACCUUCUACGUACUUUGAUAGCUCCUUUUCAGUAAAGAUCCGUAAAGCGAUCCGUACGAUCUUGGAAGCACGACGGACAUUCAUCACCGCCAUCGCACUACCCGUUGUCGUCCAUUUUGCCACGACUGCCCAGAUUUUCUACGAGUCUUAUCAGAAGAUGGGAGAUUCCUCGACUGCACACGGUCUGGCAUACGGUGCAAUGUUCUCUUGGCUUCUCCUUAUUGCAGUGAUCGGCAAUUGUGCAGUUGCCAGUGCAAACGCAGGUCUAAUUACGCAGCAAAUCAAGGGUGUCUUCAGGCUCUCGCGAAUUCGAGUCCCAUUGCGAGAGCGUUAUUCUAAUGCCCUGGAGUGGGAGUGCUGGCUCACUGAUAUCGGGCUCGAUACUGGGCUCAAGGAUAGAGUAGUGGUAGCGCGCAGCCAUCAGCCUACUCUUGAUACCAGGACUAUUGCGUUCAAGUGGUUCUAUGCCAAAUAUCUGGUUGGGCAGUUGGUGGGAUGGGUGACGGUGGCUUUCUUUUGCGGAUGUGCUGCUAUAAUUUCGUAUACAACGCCGACUGUAGGAUGGGGCUGCCGUUCUUUCAAUCAUUUGAUGUACGCAGUUCUGUCUCUGGUCGUUGCGUUACUGCAGGUUGCGAAACACAAGGCCCGGAAGAGGGAUGAGCAGAACCAUCUUAAUACCCCGAAGACUACCGGAAAGUCAGCCGAAGAAGGUGGAGCUAUUGUGGAAGUUUCGAAAGUCUCCGGAGAUACUCACCCGAGUGAGAAACUCCAAGCAGAGAUCACUCAGGUAGUUAAUCCAGUUCCCGAAGCAAACGCCAACCCAACUCCUCCUUCAAGAACCUCACCCCCUCACUGGCGUACUCGACGGCAGUAUCCCAAACCGGCACGCAGUCUCCUUACCAAAAUCAUCCGCGCCCUCUACAUCAUCUUCACAAUCCUUAAUUUCGCCCUCCUGAUUGUCGGCACAAUUCUCAACUGGGCAGGCGUCUACAACAGCUGCCGCUGCAAACACAUUUUCGGUCCCUCAGACCACCCAUUGGAAUUAGGAAGCAACACACAGCUGGCACUGGAUAUGGCGAGGAAGUAUUGGAAUAGCACGGGAUAUGUGGCAUAUCUGGUUGCGUGGUGUGUUUGUGCUAUUGCGGUGGUGGCGAGGAAGGUGCUGCAGGGACGGAUGGCUUUAGAGUUUAUGGAGGAGUGA